Vicia villosa (hairy vetch) is the source of this 1791-nucleotide messenger RNA. Its product is annotated as probable serine/threonine-protein kinase PBL7. The record is from RefSeq and is a predicted model, not a curated record. Gene Ontology annotation, biological process: protein phosphorylation. The transcript has 5 exons. Bases 267 to 1541 code for a protein of 424 amino acids. Gene Ontology annotation, molecular function: protein kinase activity; ATP binding. NCBI's taxonomy places the organism in Eukaryota, Viridiplantae, Streptophyta, Magnoliopsida, Fabales, Fabaceae.
AAUUCCCAAUUAUCUUCCAAAUCCGAAUAUUUUUCCAUUCCUACUAAUUAAUAAUCACACCGUUUUCUGCAAUUUCGUCUCAAUUUCUACCAACAUGAUUAUGGUAACAAAUGUUGCAAUGUCACAUUCAACAUCAUGAACGAUGUUUUAACGUCUUCAAGGUUUCAUUCACAUUUGUGAAGAUUUUCAUGUGAAUGGUGACACUGUUUUGUAAGAAUUGAAGAAAAACUUUUGUUUUUUGUGCUGAUUUCUACUGAUUUGAGGUGAUGGGUCGUUGCCCAUGUUUUGGGUCUAGAAAGAAGGAAAAAGAGAAAAACCUUAAUGGUCGUGAAGAUGAAGAGGCUGAUGUCAACAACCUUAAAUCUGUUGCGAAUGAAUCUGUUUCUGGAAGAUCUUUAGAACCGAAAUCAGAAGCUACACCAGCUGAGAAUAUCGACGGUUCUAAUAAGGCUCAGAUAUUCACCUUCAGAGAGCUUGCGACAGCAACAAAAAAUUUUAGGGACGAAACCUUCAUCGGACAAGGUGGAUUUGGAACUGUUUACAAAGGAAAGCUAGAUAAAACUAACCAGAUGGCCGCUGUUAAAAGACUUGAUACAACUGGUGUCCAAGGGGAGAAAGAAUUUCUAGUAGAGGUUCUCAUGCUCUCUCUUCUACACCAUCCCAACCUUGUUAACAUGAUCGGUUAUUGCGCUGAAGGCGACCAACGGCUUCUCGUGUAUGAAUACAUGCCUUUGGGAUCCUUAGAAUCUCAUCUCCAUGAUCUUUUUCCUGAUAAAGAACCGCUCGAUUGGAAUACCAGAAUGAUAAUAGCUGCUGGCGCGGCAAGGGGACUAAAUUAUCUGCACCAUGAAGCAAAGCCUUCUGUUAUAUACAGAGAUUUGAAAUCAUCCAACAUACUUUUGGAUGAAAAUUUUUGUCCAAAGCUUUCUGAUUUCGGGCUUGCGAAAUUCGGCCCGACGGGAGACCAAUCGUAUGUUGCCACUAGAGUCAUGGGAACACAUGGUUAUUGUGCACCUGAGUAUGCAACUACUGGAAAAUUAACAAUGAGAUCUGACAUCUAUAGUUUCGGAGUCGUGUUAUUGGAGCUAAUAACCGGACGUAGAGCGUAUGAUGAAAAUCGCGACCACGACAAGCAUCUCGUCGAUUGGGCGCGCCCGUUGUUCAGAGAGAAAAGUAAUUAUCCAAAACUAGCCGAUCCACAUCUGCAAGGUCACUUCCCUGUAUCGGGCCUAAGGAUGGCCAUUGAAAUGGCGUGCAUGUGUCUUCGGGAAGAGCCGCGUCACCGGCCUGGUGCAGGUGAUAUAGUAUUAGCCCUAGAUUACUUGUCAGCCAAGCAAUAUGUUCCAAGAGCAUCCGGAACAAUUAGCAUGGGAAGCAUGGACAUCGGAGACUCUCCAAAAGAACCAUCGAUGAUUUUGCCGAUCUUGCCUAAAGACUCGCUAAGAGAGCAAGCUGUUGCAGAGGCCAAACAAUGGGGGGAGACAUGGAGAGAAAAGAGAAAACAAAGUUGUGAAAAUAGUCCUGAGGAAAUAAGGACGUAACAAAAACUUUUUAUUUUCUUUUAGAUUCAACAUAAAAAAAAGAAAAAAAGAAAAAAGCAGAAGGAAGAUAAAAGGAAAUUUCUUUGAUGCAAGAUUAGAUUGUGGCUAGUGUCAACAAAGGUAUGAGAAAAUGUGAAGAAACUUCGAGAUAUUAACUGUAGCUAAAUAAAAUAGUUUGAUAGCUAUAAAUUAGAAGUGUUGUUUAGGAAAUUGAGAACAUGAAGUUCAACUUUACAUGUUUUGAGAUGAA